This is a messenger RNA of Oreochromis niloticus (Nile tilapia), 1067 nucleotides long. RefSeq names its product low affinity immunoglobulin gamma Fc region receptor II-b. Gene Ontology annotation, molecular function: transmembrane signaling receptor activity. The transcript has 10 exons. Lineage: Eukaryota; Metazoa; Chordata; Actinopteri; Cichliformes; Cichlidae. Gene Ontology annotation, cellular component: external side of plasma membrane. The annotation marks the transcript as partial. Gene Ontology annotation, biological process: immune response; cell surface receptor signaling pathway. The record is from RefSeq and is a predicted model, not a curated record.
ACAGUUUCCAAUAAAGUUGUUGUAAAACAACAACCCAACUGGCCUCAGAUAUUCAGAGGUGAGACGAUCACUCUGACAUGUGAGGUGCAGGAAGGAGGUGAAACCACUGAGUGGGAUUAUGGAUCGAGCGGACCCAGGACACCCACACAGUGGACACACAAUAAAGAUUGGACGUUCAGAGUUUCUGAGUCCAGCAGUGGAGACUACAUGUGUAAGAGUCGACGCAGAGAUGACUCAUAUUCUUCAACAGAGUGGAGUGAAGCCUUCACAUUGUCAGUAUCAACAGAUCAACCAAAGGCCCAAAUAACUUGUGAUGUGAGAGACAUUCCAGUAGGGGGCAGUGUGACCCUGAGCUGCUCAGUGAACUCAUCAUCAUCUGGAUGGAAAUACUACUGGUACAGAGACGAGAACUCCUCUGAACCUCUGACCACACAAGAUGCAGUUUUCCCUUCAGAUGGACAAAUCAGAGUCUCACAGGAAGGACUCUAUAGGUGCAGAGGAGGAAGAGGAAACCCAGUUUAUUACACAGAGUACAGCGAGGCAGUCAGCAUUGAUAAGAAUUCAGUGCCCGGGACAUUUCUGUCUCCUCUGAUCGUUGGACUCAUUUGUGGAGUUUCACUGAUUUUUCUUCUUCUUCUUCUUCUGCUCGUGUGUCGUUUCAAACAGUCAAAGGAUUCAUUCUUUAUCAGGACUCAGAGCACAAAUCAGAGCUCUGCUAUGAACCACAUGAUCAAUCAGGAUGAAUCUCAACACAGCCAAAACACUUCUCCUCUCCAAGAUGACAGUGUGUUGUAUGCACAGGUCUCCCACAGUAGAUCUAAAGCCAAGAGAGACAAAGAUGACAGUGUGUUGUAUGCACAGGUCUCCCACAGUAGAUCUAAAGCCAAGAGAGACAAAGAGAAAGAAUCUCCUUCAGUGAAUUCAAAUGACAGUGUGUUGUAUGCACAGGUCUACUACAAUAGAUCUAAACACAAGAGAGAUGAAGAUCAAGAAGAAGAUCUGUGUCUGUAAACCAACUGAAUGGAGGACAAAACUGAGUUUAUUUCAUCUGAAUUUAACAAAGCAUU